Molecule: messenger RNA, 1935 nt
Organism: Mesocestoides corti
Lineage: Eukaryota; Metazoa; Platyhelminthes; Cestoda; Cyclophyllidea; Mesocestoididae
Source: the annotation of a GenBank genome assembly
AUGCCGUCGAGGAAAAGGCGCUGCGACUGUAAGCUAUUUGACAAACUUCCAACACUUGUGCUGCGCAAAAUCGCUAUAUUCUUGGAUUAUCCUAGUUGGUACACCAUCCAGAGUAUUUAUGUCGCUUGGAGGGCACAUCCACCUAGUUUAUUGACCCUCUCGGAUUCCAAUUGUUCUGAGCAUGUUUGGAACUGUCCUGAUUUCCCACUACCUCAGUGCCAAUUUACUACUAUAUGCACUGAUGCCUUCUAUGGUGGACUCGUGGAAUCAAACGGUGCUUGCGGGCUCCUCCUUAGGACUCUCGCGCGACGUCACAGUUUUUGCUCGCGCUUAACCAGCAUUGACUUAACUGGACAGUGUCAGAGACCUGCACAGGUGUCGUCUCUCCUUUCACCAAAGACCGCUCCCUGGUUUCCUUGUCUCAAAUUCGCAGCCUUUCGUCUAGCAGUGAGCCGGAUAGAUGGACUACCAUCGGAUCCCAUAGUGGAGGCAAAGGCGCCUAUCCAACUAGAGGAACUACAGUUGCAUUUGGCAUGUUGCUUCCACUGCAAAGAAGACGCCUUUGACGGAUUGCACCCCCUCCUAAAAAAAGUGAAACGUCUUUCAUGGGUUGUAGCCGACACGGCUAAGUUCAUUUUCGUUGACCGUUUUCCAUGGCCCCUUGUCGAACUCGUGUCUCUAGAAGCGUCGUUUCUCACAAUGCGCCAUCUCCUUGAGAUACAAUCUGACAAAGAAGAUAACUUCGAGAGCAUAAUGCCAAACCUUGCUUGGGUGACUAUUCAUUCGCCCUUCGGGAUUUCAACUCAUGCAGCAGGCAGAAAUCUCGUCACUGUUACAGGGUCACUAUCUAGUCUUUUCAAGGAGAUGGAUUCACAGUGUGCUCCAAUGCGAAAAGUAGUUUGGGGGUCUUCUAGGCCUAUCAAUAUGAAGCGAGAAGGUCUUCUUUCGGUAGAAGAAGUAACAUAUAGCACAUCAAAUAUGAGAAUCUCCUCAUGUGAUUUGUGUGUUUUGGAAAAAUUGGUUCGUUUGAAUACCUUCGUUCUGCGAUCUUGUUCUGCGACCGUGGGGGUUGAAACAUUCUUCGAACUCUUUUCCCUUCUUCAAAAUUUCCCUCUCCUCGUUCGUCUUACUUUGCCAAAGGAAUUGCUCAUGGCUUGGUCAAAUGACAAAAGUGUUCGCGAUGGUAUGGUAACCAUAGCAAGUAGAUAUAGUUUUCCCUCGCUUCGUCGCCUACACUUUGCGUCGAAUGACAAGUUUUCAAACUUAAAUCUCGUGACAUCUGUUCCUAUUUCUGGUAGCGAGUCCUGUGACGGCGUGCUCCUACCCAUUUUUCGAAUAUUUCCUAAUGUUGAGACCCUGAUUAUUGGCCCAGUGCCGUAUUUUCGUGGGGGCUCAAACUUGCUUGACCUCACAAACUUCUCACAACUUAAAAAAUUGUUCAUUAUGCAUUCUCGCAGCCUCCCUUACGACCACCACCAACGGCGUUUGGCUCUUUCAAAGUGGCUGCCGUAUUGCAAGACACUGGAAGUGUUCCUAUUGUACACGCAAAAUUUCAACUGGAUGGAGGAGCGUACAGAUGGAGGUCUUUUGGAUUGUCUGCAAAAAAACUCCAGCUUGCGCUAUGUGUGUGUAGUAUCUGAAGCCUCUAACUGCUCUUCAGCAAUGUCUGUAACAAGGUCGGACAUCGAGCGGUUGUUGAAAGGUUGGAGUUGCAGGAAGGGGCCUCUGGGGAAGUACAUUCUCUUCAUUUCUCACGAAGACCGUGGUAUCUCUUGUCUAGGAGCUGUACCAAAUUCCAAAGCCCGUAGAAGAUUUCGGAUUACAGAGCGUUUUGAAGUUCCUCGUUGGCUUGACCUCGUUGCGAGGUUUCCGGAACUCUUUUCGGUAUUUUGGCAAGACCUCGCGUCUGAGGUCGAUUUUGGUAUCCCAGCAUAA